Molecule: messenger RNA, 788 nt
Organism: Gavialis gangeticus (Gharial)
Lineage: Eukaryota; Metazoa; Chordata; Crocodylia; Gavialidae
Gene: LIN28A
Product: lin-28 homolog A
Exons: 2
Coding region: 48-473 (141 amino acids)
Molecular function (GO): nucleic acid binding; zinc ion binding
Source: RefSeq, a predicted model, not a curated record
CACCUGCAGUUCCCACGCAGGCACUGGGGGGUUCUCCUGGUCCCCCAAUGCCUUGUCCCUCCUCCGGCCCGCAGAGCAAGCUGCACAUGGAGGGCUUCCGCAGCCUGAAGGAAGGAGAAGCCGUGGAGUUCACCUUCAAGAAGUCGUCCAAAGGCCUGGAGUCCAUCCGCGUGACGGGCCCCGGCGGCGCCUUCUGCAUCGGGAGUGAGCGGAGACCGAAAGGGAAGAACCUCCAGAAACGCAGAUCCAAGGGAGACAGAUGCUACAACUGUGGUGGGCUGGACCACCAUGCCAAAGAGUGCAAGCUCCCACCGCAGCCAAAGAAAUGCCACUUCUGCCAAAGCAUCACCCACAUGGUCGCCAACUGCCCCAUCAAAGCCCAGCAGUCGCCCAGCUCUCAGGGAAAGCCGGCCUAUUUUCGGGAGGAGGAAGAAAUGCACAGCUCGCCCCUUCUUCCUGAAACCAGGGAAUGACGGGGGGAGACUUCCGCCAGGAUCCAAAGGCUUCAACAAGGCAUCAGUCUUCAAAGCAAGCGCAGUGAGCAGGCUCUGCCAUCGUGAGGGGGUUGGGGGUAAGAACAUGGGGCAGGAGGGCAGCGGCUUGGAAGGGCAGGGGAUGCCUGCGGGGUGACAGCGCUGGCAUCAGGACAGAGGGAGGAGAGAGGGGGUGCUGGCUCCAAAAUCCCAGCCUCUCCCACGCCCUGUGAAACCUCUGUCCAGAUGCCUCGGGGGAGAGCGGGCAGCGCCAUCACCCUGUACCUCCCCUCACCGAAAGCCACUCCAAGUUAC